Penicillium coprophilum is the source of this 1119-nucleotide messenger RNA. RefSeq lists its product as uncharacterized. Bases 1 to 1119 code for a protein of 372 amino acids. The record is from RefSeq and is a predicted model, not a curated record. The transcript has 4 exons. Lineage: Eukaryota; Fungi; Ascomycota; Eurotiomycetes; Eurotiales; Aspergillaceae.
AUGGGGAACGAGUCGCCCACUCCGCGCCAGCUUCUUACAGAAGCCAUAGUCUUCUGGGCUAUAGGACUUGUUAUUUAUGUCGGGAGAAUCCUAGCUCGUAUAAUUGGCAAUGGACAGGGAGUCAAACGUUUGUUCUUGGACGACUAUGUGAUGACAGCAACGUUCGCAAUCUAUACCACAAUGCUAAUAUUGAUUCAAAUAUCUGCCCGUUACGCGACGAACCUCAUGGACCCAAAGGACUACGACAAGGUGUUAGCAGACCCAAAGCAAGUCAGCGAUCGGGUCUAUGGAAGCAAAAUUGUCAUCGGGCUAGAGCAAUGCAUGUUGAUAUCAACUUGGGGCGUUAAGACGUGCAUGUUGAUGCUUUAUUGGCGAAUCACGCAGAAUCUGAAAUCGAACCUCUAUAUCAAGAUUCUUUCUGUUUACGUCGCCAUCGGAUUCGUCGUCAUAAUGGUCACCUAUUAUGCUGUCUAUUGCCGGCCAUUCUCACAAUACUGGGCCAUGCCCGUGGAUAACAUGCAGUGUGCGACAUACCAGCAUUACUCGAUAACCCAAGCCGUCUUCAACAUUUCUUCUGACGCCGCCAUGUUCGCCGUCCCGAUUCCCCUCCUCAUCAAAGCCCAACUCAAGAUGCGCAGAAAGGUCGUCCUCAUCGGUGUUAUGAGUUUGGGCUUGUUCACCAUAAUUGCUGCUAUCCUGAACAAAUUUUUUAAUUUCGCCUCCCCGCUCACAACCACCUACCAAAUCUGGUACAUCCGUGAAGCCAGCACAGCAAUCUAUGUCGCCAAUCUCAUGUGCUGGUGGCCACUACUGCGCAAGCUGUUUGGUGUUAAGGCAUUCCAAUAUAACAGCAACCGAGGCCAGCGACCUGGAAAUUCCGAUAACCAGAAGAACGAAUACCCCAGCAACUUGAAAUCUUCUUCAUUCACAUUCUCUCGCAUAUGGAACUACCGAGGAAACAAGAACGCAACACCAGGCAAGUACAGAGGAGCCAAGCGCUCGAGUACUGAGCCCAUCAACAAAUCCAACACAGAGUUCUUCAACGAUAUGCAUCGUAUCGAAGCUAUCCCCCUUGAGACUUGGAGCAAAAGGAGGAUCUUGGAACUGAGACAUCGGUAA